Gekko japonicus is the source of this 2016-nucleotide messenger RNA. It is a transcript of the gene VARS1, whose product is annotated as valyl-tRNA synthetase. Gene Ontology annotation, molecular function: aminoacyl-tRNA deacylase activity; valine-tRNA ligase activity; ATP binding. Gene Ontology annotation, biological process: valyl-tRNA aminoacylation. The record is from RefSeq and is a predicted model, not a curated record. The transcript has 17 exons. Gene Ontology annotation, cellular component: cytosol. The annotation marks the transcript as partial. Lineage: Eukaryota; Metazoa; Chordata; Lepidosauria; Squamata; Gekkonidae.
CAUCUGCAUGGCCGGAGGGUCCUUCACCCCUUUACCGGGCGGCUCUUGCCUAUUGUUUGUGAUGACUUUGUGGACGUGGAGUUCGGAACUGGUGCUGUGAAGAUCACCCCAGCUCACGAUCCAAACGACUAUGAGGUCGGCCUGCGUCACGGGCUCGAAUUCGUCACCAUCAUGGAUGAGAACGGCUAUCUUGUCAACGUGCCCCCUCCUUUCUUGGGCAUGAAGCGGUUUGAUGCCCGUCGAGCAGUGUUGGAAGCUCUGAAGGAAAAGGGGCACUUUAAGGAGGUGAAGGACAACCCCAUGGUGGUACCAGUCUGCAGCCGUUCCAAAGAUGUGGUGGAGCCACUUCUGAAGCCCCAGUGGUACGUGCGCUGUGACACAAUGGCCCGAGGGGCUGCUGAGGCAGUGCGCCGAGGUGACCUCCGCAUUGUGCCAGACUUCCACCUCAAAACCUGGUUCAACUGGAUGGAUAAUAUCAGGGAUUGGUGCAUUUCUCGACAGCUGUGGUGGGGCCAUCGUAUCCCAGCAUAUUUUGUGACCAUUAAUGACUCCUCAGUCCCUCCAGGGGAGGAUACUGACGGCAAGUACUGGGUGAGCGGCCGAAGCGAGCAAGAAGCAAAAGAGAAAGCUGCCAACGUCUUCAAUGUGACCCCGGAUAAGAUCUCGCUCCGGCAAGACGAGGAUGUCCUGGACACCUGGUUCUCCUCUGGCCUGUUUCCUUUCUCCAUCUUUGGAUGGCCAAACCCUAGUGAAGAUCUUCAGGUUUUUUACCCCGGCACUCUCCUGGAGACGGGGCACGAUAUUCUCUUCUUCUGGGUGGCCCGCAUGGUCAUGUUGGGCCUCAAGCUUACUGGGAAGCUGCCGUUCAGAGAGGUUUACCUUCACGCUGUUGUCCGAGAUGCCCACGGCAGGAAGAUGAGUAAAUCACUGGGAAAUGUUAUAGAUCCGUUGGAUGUGAUUACUGGCAUUACACUGGAGGGUUUGCAUGCUCAAUUGCUCGACAGCAAUCUGGAUGCCGCAGAAAUAGAGCGAGCGAAACAAGGACAGAAAUCUGAUUACCCCAGUGGGAUCCCGGAAUGCGGUACUGAUGCACUUCGGUUUGCUCUCUGUGCAUACACAGCUCAAGGCCGGGAUAUAAACCUGGAUGUGAACCGGAUCUUGGGCUACCGCCAUUUCUGCAACAAGCUGUGGAACGCCACCAAAUUUGCCAUCCGUGGCCUUGGGGAUGGGUUCCAGCCACAGCCCAGCCCACAGGAGUGCCUGAAGCCUGUCUUUGCUGGUCCAGAUGAAGCUGCAAUCAAGACAGCCCGGAAUGUUCUCUACACCUGCUUGGAUGCCGGCCUUCGUCUCCUCAGCCCCUUCAUGCCUUUCGUUACGGAGGAGCUGUUCCAGCGGCUGCCUCGACGGUCUCCUGCCUCCGACCCCCCCAGCAUCUGUGUCACCUCUUACCCUACCACAGAGCAGUAUCGCUGGAGGAAUGAGGGCCUGGACCGCAUCGUUGAUUUUAUGCUGAGCAUUGUGAGGGCUGUGCGUUCCCUCAGAGCCGAUUAUAACCUCACCAAGACUAAAACUGACUGUUACUUGCAAUGCCUGGACUCGGACACCGUUGAGACUGUUGCUCAGUGCUCUGAGUACAUCUGCACCCUCUCCUCUUCCAAGCAAGUGCUGGUUCUCAAGCCCGGACAAGCGCCCCCUCCUGGCUGCGCCGUGGGCAUUGUUUCUGACAGAUGCAUUGUCCACCUUCUGCUCAAGGGCUUGAUCGAUGCUGAGAAGGAGGUCUCCAAACUGGUAGGCAAAAAGGCCGAGUUGCAGAAGCAAAUCCUGCGGUUACGGGAGCGCAUGGACAGCCCAGACUACACCGCUAAGGUGCCCCCCAAAGUCCAGGAGACAGAUGCUGCCAAGUUGAAACAAAGUGAGACUGAAUUGCAGAAGGCAGAAGAAGCCAUUGAGAACUUCAAGAAGAUGAUCUGAAACCAAAGGAAGGAUUCAUGGGGUUGUUAAAACACCCUGAGUUUG